AUGGUACUUAAAUUUAAAAGCCACUCAUGGCUCGGAAUUGGAUGGAAACCUCAAGGUGCUACAUGUUCACCUUUUCACCAACCCGAAGAAUCUAAUCAAAUCGAUAAUGCUUUGCGAUUCUCAUCCACAGCAAUAGAAAAUCCGAUUGAGCAACAAUGCGUAUCCAAUGAAAUCUUCAGUGUUUGCCCCGAAUUCAACCGACAAUGUGAAGCAUCUUGUGAUUGGACAAAAUUCCCUGAAACAAUUCCGAAUUGUCCACAUUCCUGUGGUGCACCUAAAUGCAUUUGCAAGGAGGGUUUCGUGAGACUAUCUACUGAUAACGACACUUGUGUUCCCUUCCACUUUUGUUCUGAUGAAGCUCAAACGGAAUGCUUUGUUAAUUCUACGUGGGCUAAAUGCGGUAUAGCCUGCGAGCCAACAUGUGAGAAUAUGUAUGAUACAUCACCUUGUCCAGCAUUCUGUGAUCAGCCUGCUUGUACUUGCGCAGAUAAUUACGUGCGACACAAUGGAACUUGCAUAUUUUGGGGCGAUUGUCCAAAUUUGGAAGAACACUGGAUGACAGGAGAACCAACAUCAAUAACGACUUUCAAUAGAGUUUCCACAGCACAACAAGAGGCAACAGUUAAGGCAGAUGUAAUUACCAAUCCCGCCAUCGCUGUCGAAGAACUUACUUGUGGCAUCAACGAAACAAUUAAUGAAUGUGGUCGGGCGUGUGAACCAGAUUGCAUUUCUGUUUUUAUUCGAGACAAAUGUGAACUGUGCGCCAGCGCUUCAUGUACCUGUUUAGAAGGGUAUGCAAGAAAUGAAGAUAAAUGCAUUUACUGGGGCGAUUGUCCAUUUGAAGCGAGCGGUUUGCAAACAGCAACACCAAUCAAAAUAUUAAGCGUCACGCGAUCAGCAGUCUCACUGGAGGAAGCUUUAAUAGCGCCGAUGGUACCAACUGCAGCAACGCUAUUCGACGAACCAUUAAUCACAAAUAUUAGUAACAGUACAGAGAGAACCAUAGUGCAUAUACUGGCUACAAAAUCUGUUACAGCUAUAAAUCAAGUAUUUUCAAGCAAUGCUGUUCCUGUUUUUCCGACUGUACAAGCUUCUAAAUCCAUCGAUCACAAAACUGGAGUAGUAGGAGAUGUAUGUUAUGGUGACUGGCGCUGGCCGACUGGAUGUCGUGACUGUGAUUAUCGUAUUUCUUGGAAUUAUAUCGAUGAUACUGAUGAAAUAGAGUUUUCAGUUGAAACUCGUGCACCAUCGAAUUGGUGGACUGGUGUUGGUUUUUCACCCACAGGAACUAUGGUAGAAGCAGAUAUGAUAAUUAUAAAAAGUAGAAAUGGAGAAUUAACACUGCAUGACAUGUACAGCACACAGAAUGGUGUUCUGAGAGAAGAUUCUGAACAAAAUAUUUACACUCCGACUGUUGUUGGUACACAUGUAAAUGGGAUGCUUCGAGGACAAUUUAUGCGCAAACGUGAUACUGGUGAUAAAAAGGCUGACCAUCGUUUUUCUGACACAAAUUGUUAUAAAUUUCUAUUUCCUGUAUCUGGCGGUCGUCUGGAUGCAAAUGGUCAGUUAAUGAAACAUAUCUCACCACCUCAAGUCUCUGAACGAAAAGUUUGCAUCAAAAGCUGUACUCAGCCUCAGACACUUCAGCCAACAAGUUCUUGUGAGACGGAAUUCCGUUACCCUACAGGAUGUGAAGGAUCCGCUUGUGAUUAUGUUGCUAAAUGGGAAUAUAGCAUGGCAAGAAAAGAUGUACAUUUUGAAAUCUCGUCAAAGGAACUUGGUCGAUGGACCGGGAUCGGCUUUUCUCGUGACGGUUCAAUGGCUAAUUCGGAUAUAUAUACUGGAUGGGUUUAUGAAGGAAAAGCCUAUGUUACUGAUCGCUUCGCCUAUGGACGUCAACUUCCAGCUAUUGAUCCGGCUGACAGACAGGAUAUUUACGAAAUCAGUGGUAAAGCUGAGGACGACAUUCAGACAAUAUCAUUUCGCCGAAAAGUAUUACCCGCGGAUACGUUAACUGAUUUUCCACUUAACAAAUGUUAUUAUUUCCUUUUUCCAAUUGGCGGCGGUCGUGUUCUUGCCAGGAAAAGUCCUGACUUUCAGAAUCCGAAAACACCAAUUGGUUACCACGACUUGUAUCAACCACGAGUGUCUCGAACCAAAAUUUGUAUUUGUGACCAAAAUGGCGUUUCAAUUGCUUCUGAAGAUGCAUCACCAGCUAUAAGAUCAAGGCGGCAAGUUCAAGAUCCAUUUGAGCUGCAAAUAGACCCAUUUGUUGAAGCUCAAGGCGAUGCAAAUAUUUCUGACUUACAAGCUACAACACGUGAAGCGACCGAUUCAUCAAAUUCGAUUGAUAACAGUUUAAUGUAUCAAUCUCAAUUCGUGACUGAUAAUGAAUUUGAAGUAAAUGUAAAUUCUGUAAUGGAAUCAUCACCAAAGCCGUCUAUGAAUGAAAUUAAUUUUGUACCAAAGGAUGUAAAUAAAGCUCCAGGCAAUGCAAUGGAUUGUACCGAUAUGGUUAUUGGGUCAGUGGUUAACGGUUUAACUCGAAUAAAAGACUAUUAUACUAUGAGUAAUUCAAUACCUCGACUUGAUUCGUUUUAUGACGGUCAAGAUUCCUUAACUUCAGCUGCGGCAUAUGAAGACGAGGAAUAUACAACUAUUGUCUUCAGGAAAUAUCUCAUUUGUAAUAAUUCACCUGAUGAAAUAAGUGAUCAACCAAUUUCAAAUGGAACUUUAACUUUUAUUUGGGCGAAAGGAUCUCAUAAAUCAAAUUAUAUAUCUCGAAUAGACGAAUCGCUUAAGGACAAUAAUUCGUCGGAUAAAUUAUUUUUUCAAAGUGAUGUUAUCAAUUAUCAUGGUAUAAAUAAUCGAGGAGUUUUUACAAUUAAUUUAUUCGACAACGGAUUAAAGUCAGAGAACAGCCACGACUUUGAUUGUUCAGGAUCAUUUUCAUAUCCUUCUGGCUGCGAAAUUGUUGAUGAAUGCUCGUAUACGGUCCAUUGGAUAGCGAACGGAGGAAGGAUCUCAUUUAAUCUGAAAGUAUUGAUGAACGCAAGUCGUUGGACUGGUAUUGGAUUCUCGUUAGAUGGAACUAUAAUUAAAUCUAAUUUUGUAAUAAUCUCUGUGCUUGAGAUAGCUAGGGAUGACGCAUAA
Messenger RNA from Dracunculus medinensis (Guinea worm), 3153 nucleotides. The record is from the annotation of a GenBank genome assembly. NCBI's taxonomy places the organism in Eukaryota, Metazoa, Nematoda, Chromadorea, Rhabditida, Dracunculidae.